Ectocarpus siliculosus is the source of this 2662-nucleotide messenger RNA. The record is from the annotation of a GenBank genome assembly. Lineage: Eukaryota; Phaeophyceae; Ectocarpales; Ectocarpaceae.
AUGCCUCUUAACCUGAAGAUCACAUGGGGGGCGGGUGCAUCUUCGGCGAGACUGCUAGGCCUUGACGAUGGCAUCACACUCUCCGAACUCAAGGGCGUGAUCGCCGAGAAAUCCGGCAUCGAGACCCACAGGGCGCAGCUCAAGGCAGGGUUUCCACCGAAGGAUGUUUCCGGUUCUGACGCCGACCCCGUAGUCUCGCUCGGGAUAACCUCCGGCAGCGCGCUAACGGUGCUCGAGCGCAAGGCCCCCCCUUCACCGACACCAACACCGACACAACCAUCACCAUCACCACCACCACCUAGCUCCGUCCCCUCUCCCCCCUCUUCAGCGGCGGCUAGAAGAACCACCAGCGUUAGCGCGGCGCCGCCGGCUCCGCCUCAGUUGCAGCGGCGACAGGAGCCGGCGGUGGACCCUGCACUGGUCCAAUCCUUGGUGGACAUGGGGUUUGAGCAAGGGUUCGCCGCCAAGGCGCUGGAGGUAGCGGGCGGGGACAUCAACACUGCGGUGGAAAUCUGCAUGUCGGGAGACCCUGCGGCCCUGGGCAGCGAUAGCGGGCGGGCAGCAUCAACGGCAACAGCAGCCAGGAUCAUGGUACGCCGUAUCAUCGACGCGGACAACUCUUGUUUGUUCAAUGCCGUGGGCUACGCUCUCCGUCGAAAGAGAAAAGUGGGCACGGAGCUGCGACAAAUGAUCACGGAGGCUGUGAGAGGGAGCCCGGAGGUGUACAACGAGGGUAUUCUCGGCAAGCAGCCGGAGGAAUACUGCAACUGGAUUUCGGACCCCAAAAGCUGGGGGGGCGAGAUCGAACUAUCUAUCCUCUCCAAAAAGCUGGUUGUGAUGAUCACCGUGGUGGAUAUACAGACAAACAACGCCUACUCAUACGGAGAAGAGCACGGCUUUGGCCGGCGGCUUUUCAUCAUCUACGACGGGAUUCACUACGAUGCGUUGGCGGAGGCAGCGAACGAGACGGCCCCUGAAUCGGACGACGUUACUGUAUUCAACCCUUCGGAGAAGGAGAAGGAGAUAUUGGCCAAGACGGUGGCGGCCGACCUCAAAGCGAGGAAUCAGUACACCGACAUGGGAAACGCUAGCCUCAAGUGCAUGGUUUGCUUCAAGCUGCUAGCUGGAGAAAAGGGGGCUCUCGAGCACGCCAGAGCUACAGGGCACCAAAAUUUUGGGCAGGUCUAGGUUGUGAACUGUCCUUGGUCUCCCCCUUUCUGGGCAUUUCGAAGGGAGGGAGCUUUGGACAGCUAGCUAGCUAGCGUUGUUGUUGUGUCUGUUGCUGCUUAUUAUAUUAUGCUAUAGUUUGUUUACCCUCCGGGUGAUGAGAGGAUCGAGCAGAGAGCAUGUUUGAGAGGAGAUAGAUGUGGCUGCGGACCGAUUCUAAAAUCCGCAAGCUGAAGAAACAGAGAGAGGGAGAGUGGCUGUGGGCCCGUUUUGGAAACCGCAAGCAAGCGUGAUCAUGACAAAGUGAGCAAGCUAAGUCUUUUCGAAGGGGACUUAGGACCAAUACCUACAACUCCGCCGCCUCACGUGGUUGCUUGGUUGUGGGCGGCCGGGCGCUCUUCGCCUUGCUGCGUCGGGCCGUGGACAUGUGGUACUUUUCACAAUGUUCGGUGGUCUGGAGCGUUGGCACUAGUCUACAUACUUUUUUUUUUUUUCUUGUUUGGUGGUGCAUAGCGUGGCCCACACAUCAUCAGCAUGUAGAUAGGCUAGAUAGGUAACUGACACCCGUAUGUACGUAGAUGGGACCUACAGUAAUAGUAGUACCUCUCACCAUGGGUAGUAGGUGUACCUCUCACCAUGGGUAGUAGGUGUACCGACCACGUAGUGCACUGUGAUCACCAUGCCUGGUGGCACAUCGGUAUGCUUGCUUACUCGUCUUACUGUAGGUAGGUGCGUAACGUGCGAUAGAUGUACAUCCAGUAUUACCGUGUGUAAAACCCGCUAGCAUACCCGUGCUUGUGGUUCAAUGGAAGACGUACUACCGUACCGAACCGUGAACACGUACCAUACCUUGCUGCGUUGUCAGGAACCAGUAGCACGCAGUGUGUGCCACUAUUCGCUUUGUGCAGCCAGCAUCUCUUCUCACUCUCGUCAUUAAGUACUGAGCGUCGUGCGUGAUGCUGUCUAUAGUCUGGACCACUUGCUGCUACCACACCUGCCUGUCCUGGUGAUGACUCCACAACGGAAAAGAGAGAUGUAUGCCGACCUUCUGGCAACCACCCACUUCACUAUGCAUACAGCAGUAUUAUUAGGACAAGCUUCUUUUGUCAUGCUGCACAUGCAGAGUUGGAUGUGUUCCACCGGUGAUAAUGAUCAGCACUGGUACUGUAGCCUCCUGUCUUUCGACAAUUGCAAUCGGUGUCGGUCGCCCCGUUGGUCUAGUCGGUAUCCUCGAAACCUUCUAGAGGUCCGGUCAGGGGUUCGAAUCCGGGCGUCAGCGAGCUUUUCUUGCAAAGUGAGUUUUUCUCUCGCUUCCGCUCCUGGCCUAGUGGAUAGCGCUAGUUCGUGUGUACACAGAGGGAAUAGAGUGCUGAACUCUUCUCGCAUUAAGGACCGAGGGCAACGUGCCGGAGGAGGGGAGGGUAGAGAGGGGCCCUUCUGUGUGACCACGAGUUGAAGUAAACGGCACUAGUGCUGUGAGCGCUGAUUUGAACUG